Recurvomyces mirabilis is the source of this 534-nucleotide messenger RNA. RefSeq names its product peptidyl-prolyl cis-trans isomerase Pin1 (gene pin1). The transcript is spliced from 4 exons. Lineage: Eukaryota; Fungi; Ascomycota; Dothideomycetes; Mycosphaerellales; Teratosphaeriaceae. The coding region runs from base 1 to 534 and encodes 177 amino acids. Gene Ontology annotation, molecular function: protein binding; peptidyl-prolyl cis-trans isomerase activity. The record is from RefSeq and is a predicted model, not a curated record. Gene Ontology annotation, cellular component: nucleus; cytosol.
AUGGCUACAGGACUACCGCCCGGCUGGGAAGUCAGGUACAGCAACAGCAAAAAUCUGCCAUAUUAUUUCAACCCGGCUACCAAGGAGUCCAAAUGGGAGCCACCAGCAGACACCGACAGUGAGACGCUGAAGACCUACAUGGGUCAGUAUCACACCGCCAAUGUGCGUCCCGACAACGCUGGAGCCAAGGACCUGAGUGGCCAGAUUCGAUGUGCACAUUUACUCGUCAAGCAUCGCGACUCGCGCCGGCCGGCUUCGUGGCGACAAGCACAAAUUACUAGGUCAAAGGACGACGCGUAUGGCAUCAUUCAAGAUUACGAAGCCCGGAUCAAGAGCGGAUCUACUAGUCUGGGUGACCUGGCUACCACUGAGAGCGAUUGUCCGUCUGCGAGGAAGCGAGGUGACCUGGGUUUCUUCGGUAAGGGAGACAUGCAAAAGGAGUUCGAGGAGGCGUCGUUCGUAUUGCAGCCUGGUGAGGUCUCGCCGAUAGUGGAGACAGCAUCUGGACUGCACAUCAUCGAAAGACUCGAGUGA